Messenger RNA from Stegostoma tigrinum, 420 nucleotides. Its product is annotated as late histone H2A.2.2. The transcript has a single exon. Bases 28 to 420 code for a protein of 130 amino acids. The record is from RefSeq and is a predicted model, not a curated record. Lineage: Eukaryota; Metazoa; Chordata; Chondrichthyes; Orectolobiformes; Stegostomatidae. Gene Ontology annotation, cellular component: nucleosome. Gene Ontology annotation, molecular function: structural constituent of chromatin; protein heterodimerization activity; DNA binding.
UGUGAAAGUGUUUGUGAGACUGUGGCAAUGUCUGGGAGAGGAAAGGGCAGUGGCGGCAAAGCUCGGUCGAAGGCGAAGUCCCGGUCGUCCCGGGCUGGGCUGCAGUUCCCGGUGGGCCGUGUUCACAGGCUCCUGAGAAAGGGUAACUAUGCUGAGCGUGUGGGUGCCGGAGCCCCGGUUUAUUUGGCUGCGGUGCUCGAGUACCUGACGGCUGAAAUCCUCGAGCUGGCCGGUAACGCGGCCCGCGACAACAAGAAGACCCGCAUCAUCCCCAGGCACCUCCAGCUGGCCGUGCGCAACGACGAGGAGCUCAACAAGCUGCUGGGAGGGGUGACCAUCGCUCAGGGCGGGGUGCUGCCUAAUAUCCAGGCCGUGCUGCUGCCCAAGAAAACCGCCGCUGGGAGCGCCACUAAAAAGUGA